AGGUAACUGAUGUGGGUUUGGGUUAUACUCAUCUCCUUCUAAAAAUUACUGUAAAGCAAGAAAAUCAAAAUCGGAGAGAGAGAAAGCGAACAUUUUUUUUCUGUGAAAAAAAGAGAGAGAGAACAUCCAUUGAGAUUGGCGAAAUCGUGGUGUGUGGAAUAGAAAAGGAGAGAGAGAGAAAAGAAAAAUUUUUUUUCCUGGAAAAGGGAAUCCAAAAAUGCAUUGCAAGACCGUUUGUUUGUUGUUGAGAUUUGAUCCUUUCCCUUCACUCCCUUGUUCUUGGAUCGCUGUCUUUUCUUGCUCUCCUAAUUUUUCUCUAUAACACUUUUUCCCUUUUCCUUUUAAUUUUCUGGUCAUUGAUUCUUGAAGUGCUUCAAAUUCUGUUGGAGCCAAAAAGAUCGUUUUUUGAGCCUCCCCCACGAUAAUCUGCUCCAAAUUCAAUUCUGGGUCGGUUCAAUUUCUCCAAAAGAUUCAGUCACUUUGUUGCAUUGUUUGUGCCGGAGGUUUUAAGGUUCGAUGAAGAGGCAAUGAGGUGUGUGGCUGAGAAAUGGAGGUUAGAUCAGAGGGUAUACAAGUGAGGUGUGAUAAACUUCCGGGUCCAGUGAUACCCAAGACACGUUUGAGGAUUUGGUUCAUUCGUGUGUGCUCAAGCAUUGUGCUGUGGACGUGUCUGGUUCAGUUAGUGACAGUGAGUGAACUAUGGCAUUCACAAUUGAUUUCUGGGAUCACUAAUGGUAUAUAUCACAUAACUCAAGUUCAGCUUCCAAUACAAGGGGAUAAUGGGGUUGCUCAAUCGCCUCCUGUUUUUCUUCCCCCGAGAAAUUAUACAAGUAAUGGAUUUCUAAGAGUUUCCUGCAAUGGGGGCUUGAAUCAAAUGCGUGCUGCGAUUUGUGAUAUGGUGACAGUUGCUAGAUUUUUGAAUCUCACAUUGGUAGUUCCAGAGCUUGAUAAGACAUCAUUUUGGGCAGACCCUAGCAACUUUGAGGAUAUUUUUGAUGUGAAGCAUUUCAUUGAUUCUUUAAGAGAUGAAGUUCGGAUAGUGAAAAGAGUGCCCAAAAAGUUCAGUAGCAAAUGGGGAUACUCUACCUUGGAGAUGCCUCCUGUUAGUUGGUCAAAUGAAAAAUAUUACCUGGAGCAGAUUCUGCCACUUUUUGGAAAACAUAAGGUGUUACGCUUCAACAAAACUGAUACACGUUUAGCAAACAAUGGUCUUCCACUUGAUCUACAGAAACUCAGGUGUCGUGUCAAUUACCAGGCACUUAAAUUCACUCCUCAAAUUGAGCACUUGGGGCGCAAAUUGAUUCGUAUGCUUCAUGAGAAGGGACCGUUUGUGGCAUUGCAUCUGAGAUAUGAGAUGGACAUGUUGGCUUUCUCAGGUUGUACACACGGUUGCACCGAGACAGAAGCUGAAGAACUCAAGCGGCUGAGGUAUGCUUUCCCUUGGUGGAGAGAAAAGGAGAUAAUUUCUGACGAGAGGAGAUCACAGGGUCUAUGUCCUUUGACACCAGAGGAGGCAGCCUUAACUCUGCGAGCCUUAGGUUUUGGUAGGGAGACACAGAUCUAUAUUGCAGCUGGUGAGAUUUAUGGCGGUGAACGUAGACUUGCACAAUUAAGAGCUGUAUUUCCACGAAUUGUGAAAAAGGAAACGUUGCUAACCCGUGAUGAUUUGUGGCAAUUCCAGAAUCAUUCAUCACAGAUGGCAGCCUUGGAUUUUAUGGUUUCAGUAGCCAGUAACACAUUUGUUCCUACCUAUGACGGGAACAUGGCAAAAGUAGUGGAGGGUCAUCGCCGGUAUUCUGGUUUUAAAAAGACCAUCUUGUUGGAUCGAAAAAAGCUGGUAGAAUUGUUUGAUAUGCAUAGGAAUGGAACCCUUUCAUGGAAUGAGUUUGCAGAUGCUGCGAGACAGGUUCAUGAAAAGAGAAUGGCUCAGCCAACUCGGCGAAGAGUUAUCUUAGAUAAGCCAAAGGAAGAGGACUAUUUCUAUGCCAACCCUCAUGAGUGCUUGUGUGAGGAAACAAAUUGUGAUGACUUGCUAGGUCCUCAUAACACUACUCAGGUAUCAUGAGUUAAGAGAAGGAAUCCAACAUAUGAACCCAUUCCACUAACUUUCUCAGGUGCUGCAUUAAGAAUCAAGAUUACUGUCACAAGAUCUUAGAUUACAAGAAUUUUGUAGGAAAGGAAAGCAAGAGAGUAAAAAUAACAAGAGUGGAAAUAUUAGCUUAUGUUUGAGGCUAGCAAAAGAUGCCCCUUCAUUUGUAUCUUCAUUAGUUAAUUUUUUUUUUCUUCCGUCUUUUAGAAGUUACAUUCAAUGAAUAUUUGACUAUUCACAUUGAGUAUACCCAUUAAUGAUAAAAAAGAAGAAUGAGAGUAACCCAUUAUCGUAUCCUAAUCUCAAAGGAUAUGAUUUUAAUGAA
Messenger RNA from Cajanus cajan (pigeon pea), 2414 nucleotides. Its product is annotated as rhamnogalacturonan I rhamnosyltransferase 1. The record is from RefSeq and is a predicted model, not a curated record. Lineage: Eukaryota; Viridiplantae; Streptophyta; Magnoliopsida; Fabales; Fabaceae. Gene Ontology annotation, cellular component: chloroplast; cytoplasm. Gene Ontology annotation, molecular function: calcium ion binding.